CCUCGUUCCCCCAGCAGCGACCGAAGGAUCCAGGAGAUGUCGACCCUCGUCAUCACGGUGGAGGCGCUUGAGGCCGCAAUUGCCGCUCUCUACGGCCAGAGAGGUCCAGACGAGCAGCGCAAUGCUAACGAGUACCUCUUGGCCGUCGCCGACAGCAGCUCGGCGUGGCCCGUGGGUCUCACGCUCCUUGCUCAAGCGCCAUCGAACCCGUCCAUGGACCCAACCCCGAUCCAGUACUUUGCCGCCAACAUGAUCUACUCCAAGUUGCGGAAAGAGUACGUGACGCUGGCAGUCGCCGACCAGCAGCAGAUCCAGGCGCAGCUCGAAGCUAUCUUGCAUCAAGUCCGCGCCGGCCAGCUCACGUUUGCACCGCUCGUUUCGCAGCGCGUGUGCAUGGCAAUCGCGUUCAUCUACCUCUGCGUGGACGGCGGCUGCGCGCGCUGCGUCGAGGACUGCGUCGCGUCGUCGAGUACAGCGAGCCCGCUGGUCAUCGUCAUGGCGCUGGAGCUCCUCACGAGCCUCUGCGACGAGAACACGGACGCGUACCUCCCCAUGGCGCGCAAGGACAGCGUUGUGCUCGAGAUCACGGAGAUCAGCCCCACGGUCUUCGAGUUUCUCAGCCACGUCUUCCGCCAAGCGAGCGGCGCUGCCGACAUUCGGUACGCAGCGCUGCUCUGUCUCAAGGCGUGGAUCAAGGGCGCGGGUCUCUCGAUCGCCAAGCUCUACGCGACGAUGCGUCAUGUCUUUGACUCGCUCCUCGGCGCACUCUGCGUCGUCUCGGCCGAUGCGGUCGUGACGCGCGAGGUGGUCGUGUGCGCGUCGAUCCUCGGCAAUGCCCUCCAAGUCGAAGAGUACCCACCGGCGGCGGCAAAGGAAGCCGCGAUGCUGGCGCUGACGCAAGGUCUUCUCGAGAGCGAGGCAGGCAUCCAACACUAUUUACGCGCGGACGAAAAUGUCGCACUGGCUUUGACGACGCUCGUUGCUUCGUUUGGCGAGUCGGAGCUCGAGUGGCUCAUCGCAGGCAGCCCCGAAGCGCUGGCGCUUGCCGAGCUCAUGCUGGCCAUGACGGCGCAGCCCAACCGCCAGAUUGCGUCGUUGAUGCUCGACGUCUGGCUCAUGAUCCAAGACGAGCCCGUCGCGGACCGCCACGAAGUGUUUCGGGACGCCUUCUUUCGCCGGCUCUUGCACGUGCUCUUGCUCCAGUGCGCGCCGACGGCCGAGGACGAAGAUGACGACGACGCGUUCCAAGCCUUCCGCUCCACGGUCGUCGACGUCGUUCUCUCGGUGCACGCGCUCCUCAAGGACGAGUUUCUCCAGUACAUUGCGCACGUCGUGCAGACGCAAACGGCCAACAUUGGGCAUCUCGAUGCUGCGCUCUUCCUCCUCUCGACGAUCACGGUCGACCUCAAGCCACGGCUGCCGACGCCGGAUGCGAUUCUCACGUCGCUCUGCUCCGACUACAUCUUUGGACACGCGUCGUUCUCGAGUGCGCCAUCGGUCAUCCAAGCCUCGUCGGUGCUGCUCGGCCAGCUCCACGGAUGGCUCGCGCUGCCCCACAACUCGGCACUGUUGGCGACAAGCGUACGCUACCUCGCAUCCGCAGUCGGUCCGUCGCCCAAGCAAGCGUGCAAGAGCUUGCUCCAGCUUUCUUGCGCAGCAACCGACACGUUGACGACGAUGGCCGACCUCAUUUCGCUCGUCAUUCGCACCAUGCACGAACAACCGUUGGAGCUCCCGGAGCGGCUGCUGCUGAUCGAAGCGAUUGUUCGCGUGGCGACCGCCGCGCCUUGGUGCAUGGAGGCUCUCACGUUCCUCGCGGGCCCCAUUCUGAGCCGCUUGCAAGAGGCAACGCAGCACGAAGUGUCACCGGCGCUCGUCGCGACGGAGCUGGCGUGUCUCACGACGCUGUUGCGCUUUGCGGACGCACCGACAGCCGCGGCCGGUGGCGCUGACGCUACGAACGCACUUCUCCGACUGCUCUGGCCCGUCCUGACGCCGGUUGCGGCGCGGUACGGCUCGUCCGAGACCGCGAUGGACGCGCUUCUCGAGCUCGUCGCGGCGAUCCUCAAGGCCAAGCGGGACGACAUUGAGGCGUUUGGCGCGUCGCCAGAGGUCGCUGCCGUCCUCGAAAUGGUCGUCGCCCUCUUUGUGCAGUUCGCAUACGCAUCCAGCUUUGGGCCGAUCACGGUCGCGAUCGAGGUCUUCGGCCCGCGGGGGGUCCCGCCGGCCCUUCGCCUUGCGUUCCUCGCGCUCUCGCAGCGAACGUUCGAGGUCGUCAAAGUCACGACGCCGUCCGAGGUCCCCGAUACGAUCCGCGGCUUCUUUGACCUUGUCCAACGCUGCGUCAUGUUUUGCCCGGGUCUCCUCUUUGAGCGCGAGUUUGGCGCGACGCUGCAGCUCGCGCAGAUGGCGCUGGCGCGGCUUGGGAGCCACCGCGAAGGUCUUCGGUCUGUCAUUUUCUAUGUCAACUAUGUCGUCACAAAGCGCGAAUCGAGCUUGAUGGAGCACAAGGACACGAUCGACGGUGUGCUCGGGAGUCUCAAAGACGCUCUGUGCCUUGCGAUCGUGGAUUUGCUUGCUGCCGGGAGCCCCACGACGCUCUACGCGCCGCUGUCGUCGCUCUGGUUUCACUUUCUCACCGCGUACGGGGCGCUCGUCUACCCCGCUGUCGAGCAAGCGCUGCUGCAGUCGGACGCCACGACCGUGCUCAGCCUCGAAGACAAGAACCGAGUGUUUACCGCUUGGACAUCGCUGAGCGACAACUACCAAGAGCGCCGGUUCAACGCCGUGUGCCUGGACGUGGCCAAGGUUUGCCGCCGAGAAAUGACGGCCGACGUUCUCGCCGAGUACGACGUCUAG
Molecule: messenger RNA, 2859 nt
Organism: Saprolegnia parasitica CBS 223.65
Lineage: Eukaryota; Oomycota; Saprolegniomycetes; Saprolegniales; Saprolegniaceae
Exons: 15
Coding region: 37-2859 (940 amino acids)
Biological process (GO): protein import into nucleus
Cellular component (GO): nuclear membrane; cytoplasm
Source: RefSeq, a predicted model, not a curated record